Lycium ferocissimum is the source of this 2102-nucleotide messenger RNA. RefSeq names its product SUN domain-containing protein 5-like. The transcript is spliced from 5 exons. The record is from RefSeq and is a predicted model, not a curated record. NCBI's taxonomy places the organism in Eukaryota, Viridiplantae, Streptophyta, Magnoliopsida, Solanales, Solanaceae. Gene Ontology annotation, biological process: protein folding in endoplasmic reticulum. Gene Ontology annotation, cellular component: membrane; cytoplasm. Bases 123 to 1934 code for a protein of 603 amino acids.
ACUCCUCAAGAAAACACAAAACAAGAUUCCCUUUUUUUCAUCUUUCCUGAUCGAAAGUUAAAAAAAUAAAAUAAAACUUGUACUCUAUUCAAUUAUCCAAUCAUGAAACUUAGUGUUGAGAGAUGAAGAAGCAUGAUGAACCCAAGAAAAAUAUUUUCUUCUUAAUUUUCUGUGCCUUUCUUGUUUUCUAUCCUGAGUUUGUUUAUGGAAAUGGAGGGUCUAUUGGAAACAACAUCUCUAUCCCCAAAGGUAGGGGUAAGGUCGCGUACAUCCUAUCCUUCCCAAACCCCACUUGUGGGAUUACACUGGGUUUUUCUCUUGCCUAUGCUGAGACUGUAACCAAUUAUAGUGUUAACGAUAGUGAGUUUCACAGCUCCACUCAACCUCUUCUAGAAAGUGGAGAGAAGAGCUGCAAAACUGAAGUACUGUUGGAACUCAACAUAUCAGUUAAGAUUAAUGAUUCUUGUAGUCCUAACGACAACAAUGCAACCCCUGGUUAUUCGCUUCAGAAAACAAGUGCAUUGGAAGAUGUUGUUUCAACUAUUUUAGGUUACAAUAUGUUAAUAUGCCAAAUGCAGCCACCAGUAGUGCAUAACCGGCGUAAUGAAGAUCGGCUACUAAAUGGAAGAACUCACUUGACCUAUCCGAAUCUGGAAGAAUUCAGAAACAUUACAAAACAAGAAAAGAGAGGGAGCACUGCAAGCCAGUUAGUAAAUAUCACCCAUAGACUUGAGCCUGAUGGUACGCCUUACAAUUAUGCCUCGUCAUCCAAGGGUGCUAAAGUGGUGGCCCACAAUAAAGAAGCUAAAGGAGCAAACAACGUACUGAACAAGGAUCACGAUAAGUAUCUCAGGAACCCUUGUUCUGUGGGUGGGAAGUACUUCGUUAUCGAGCUUGCUGAUGAAACUCUAGUUGAUGCAGUCAAAAUUGCAAACUUCGAGCAUUAUUCAUCUAUGCUCAAAGAAUUCGAGUUAUCCGGGAGUUUGGUAUAUCCAACCGAGACAUGGAAUCCACUGGGAACUUUUGUUGCUGAAAAUGUCAAGCAUGCUCAGUGUUUUCAGCUGCCUGAACCUAAAUGGCUUAGAUACUUGAAGCUAACUUUACUCACUCAUUAUGGUUCUGAAUUUUAUUGCACUAUAAGUUUCGUCGAGGUAUAUGGUAUUGACGCAAUAGAACAGAUGCUCGAGGAUCUUAUUGUCAGUUCUCCGGAACCUUCUCCUGAAAAAACGGAAAAUCUUAAUAAAACUGCUAUGCUGUCUAUGAUACCAGAUUCAAAGGGUGUCGUUCAAAAUGUGGUUGAACCAGCAAAUGAGGGGAUAGGAAGUUUUGAUGAAGGGGAAGGUCUUACAUUAGAUGCAGCGAAAAAAGAACAAACCAUAACCACUGGCCCCGAGUUUAUAAAGAAGCAUAGGAAGCAGUCAAAUGGCAGAACUCACGGUGAUGCAGUCUUAAAAAUACUGCUGCAGAAGGUGAGAGCGCUCGAGUUAAACUUAUCUGUCCUCGAGCAGUACAUUAAAGAGCUGAGCAAGAGGCAAGGUGACAUUCUGCCUGAGCUAGACAACGAAAUUUCUCAAGUUUCAGAGCUCCUAGAGCAAAGCAAAUUGGAGAUCAAGGAUCUCCUGAAAUGGAAAGAGAAUAUGGAGAAAGAAAAUAGUGAUCUUGAAUCUUGGAAAGCUUCUGUCUCAGCUCAAUUGGAUUUAUUGGUCAACGGAAAUCGCAUGCUAAGAUUAGAAGUCGAAAAGGUUGUGAAUGACCAAGAGAGUUUGGAAAAGAGAGAGUUGGCUGUGUUUUCAAUCAGCUUAUCUUUUGCAUGUAUUGCAAUUCUUAAGUUUGUUUCAGAGAGAUUCCAAACAGCAUUCACGAAAGGCCGAGGUUGGCUGUUGAUUCUUGUUAGCAGCAGCCUGACUGCAUUUGUCACAUUGCUUUAUAGUUAGUAUACUAACCUCAUUGCUAGAUAAUCUUAUACUUGUAGAAACUUGUUCACUCGUAGUGUAAAGCUUAAUUGAAAAGAAGUUAACUCUAGUAAAAGUUAUUCCUCUGAAGAUCAUGGACUGUAUUUGAUGAUGCACUAACAUUUUACUAAUCUUGUUUCUUUCUGUUUC